AUGGACCCGGGAUUCGCGCUGGGGGGGAAGAAGCCGUGGCAGGAGCGGCUUCGGAUCGCGGAGGAGAAGCGCGCGCUGACGGCGCUGCGGUGGGAGAACGAAGUCCGCGCGAGGGCGACGGCGAAGGCGCGGUCGCGCGCCGCCGUCGACGCCGCGGAGGCUGAGUUGACGCGACUGCGGAAGCGACGCGCGGAUAUUCUCACGCGGCAGCGGCACAGACGCGCGAUGGCGGCGACGAAGGCGGACCCGAAGUCGACGCCGCGGUUCCGACCGGCGUGGGGGUACACGGGGUCGCCGGGGACGGUGGAGAACAUCUCGAAACUCGCGGCGACGGCGGCGGCGGGCGGCGCGCCGAUUCCGCCGCCGCUCUUUCCGGCGGCGGCGGCGCCGUCCCCGGCGCGGCCGCCGCGCGCGUCGCCGAGACCGAGCCCGAAGCCGAGCCCGAGCCCGAAACGACCGAGCCCGAAACGACCGAGCCCGAAACGACCGAGCAGCGCGAGCCCCGCGGCGACCGCGGCGACGUACGCGUCGUACGCGUCCCCGGGGGGGUCGUAUUACUACUCUCCCGGCGUCGGACGAAAAUCGCUGACGCCGGCGGAGGCGUCGGCGGCGGCGGCGCGGCGCGUGAGAGCCGCGAAGGCGUCGAGGGAGCGCGAGGCGGCGGGGAAGGACGGCGGCGCGGCGAGGUCGACGAGGGCGCCGCCGCCGCCGCCGCCGCCCGCCGCCGCGGGGUUUUCGUUCAGCGCGCCGACGGCGUCCGCGGCGGCGAAGGCGAAGGCGCCGGCGGCGGCGACGACGCGACAAAAAAAAGAGAGGCUGAAACCCGCCCCCGCGGUCGCGAGACCGUCGUCGUACGCGAAACCGAAAUCGACCGCGUCGAGGAAGCUCUCGAUGACCCCGACCGGCGCCGGCGCGACCACGCGCGGCCACGCCGAGCUCGCGGAGGACGUCGACGGGUUGAAGCGCGACGUCGCGUCGAUCAAGUCGUCGCUGAGCGCGCAGGGCGCGUCGUUGGGCGGCGAGCUCGAAGGCAUCAAGCGAGAGAUGCGUCGCGUGUUCGAAAUGUUGAGCGCGGCGGUCGGGGCGGGCGGGGGCGGGAACGGCGGGGGGUCUGGAGGGGGGUCUGGAGGGGGGUCUGGAGGGUCCGUCCCGAGUUCCCCGCAGCAGUUCGUCUCCGGUUGA
Messenger RNA from Micromonas pusilla CCMP1545, 1182 nucleotides. RefSeq lists its product as uncharacterized. The transcript has a single exon. The record is from RefSeq and is a predicted model, not a curated record. NCBI's taxonomy places the organism in Eukaryota, Viridiplantae, Chlorophyta, Mamiellophyceae, Mamiellales, Mamiellaceae. The coding region runs from base 1 to 1182 and encodes 393 amino acids.